AUGUACUUGUUAAGAACGGAUCGCACACAGCCUGAAAUACCAAGGAUGAUAACAUGUAUUUUCUUGCGAGCGACUACAAACUUUACAAAUUGUUUGGUAACUAUAUGUGGAUAUCAUCUAUUUCUAUUUGUGGUCUUUCCUUCAUUAUUACAAUUCGGAUAG
This is a messenger RNA of Dentiscutata heterogama, 162 nucleotides long. NCBI's taxonomy places the organism in Eukaryota, Fungi, Glomeromycota, Glomeromycetes, Diversisporales, Gigasporaceae. The record is from the annotation of a GenBank genome assembly.